AUGGUUUUCCUCAGACGGACAGUCAUGCGUCGCUGCCUGCUGCUGUUGGCCACGUUGGCUCUGCUCCUCUUCGUCAGCUCCUUCUGGCUACCUCAGGGUGGAGUCAGAGACUGUGGCAGCGCCUUGCAGCCAUGUUUAAGUUUUUAUCACCAGACGCCUGAGCCUCCAUUGGCUCCUGGGGACUGGGUGGAGCCUGACGGAGCCCCUCCCCUCCUCCAGGAGUGUCCUGGCCAAUCGUUUCAGGCCUGGCGUCUGCUGCAGUAUUUAAAGUCCAGCCUGGCAGAUGCUGAUGACGUCCUGCUGGAGCCGUAUCUACAGAGCUGGGACCAGCUCCUGAAUUUCAUGGAGUCUCUUGGGAAGGUGGUCAGUUUCUUUUCUCAGAAGGUGAAGGAAAAGGUUGUACUGAUACGAGAGCUGUCACUCAAACACAGUACAGAGGCUCAUGGGAAACGCAGUCCACCUGACCACUCUGGACAACAAACUCCAGCAUCAUUUGGACUAAAAUAUGGGGCGUAUCGCUCAGUUCGAUCCAUGGUGGAGGCGGAGCUCAAAGCGGGUGUGGUCGACUUCUCUCGCCGCACAGAUUCGGGCUGCAGGACGCUGCUGCGGCUUCAUCGGUCUCUGCUGUGGUUGAAGCUGAUGUUGGAGGGUUUGGCUGAAGGACCGGACGUGGAGGGACGAUACAAAACACCUGGGGAGCUGAGCAGGGAUGCCUACAAGGUGGCGUUGGCCCCCCACCACCCCUGGAUGCUUCGCCAGGCUGCGGAGUUUGUCUUCCUGGCCCUCCCAGACCGGCAGUACUUCCUGCAGCUGGUGUGCGUGCGGAGCCAGCAGGAGGCCGUGCCCGUCCUGCACGUCAUCAUCCACGCAUUGACGCUCGCGCACACACAAACUCAGCGAAUCCUGGCUGAACACGGCAUGCUGGAGCUGCCGUGA
This is a messenger RNA of Chelmon rostratus (copperband butterflyfish), 936 nucleotides long. Its product is annotated as ceramide-1-phosphate transfer protein-like. The coding region runs from base 1 to 936 and encodes 311 amino acids. Gene Ontology annotation, cellular component: cytosol; membrane; cytoplasm. The record is from RefSeq and is a predicted model, not a curated record. The transcript is spliced from 6 exons. NCBI's taxonomy places the organism in Eukaryota, Metazoa, Chordata, Actinopteri, Chaetodontiformes, Chaetodontidae. Gene Ontology annotation, molecular function: ceramide 1-phosphate transfer activity; ceramide 1-phosphate binding. Gene Ontology annotation, biological process: intermembrane lipid transfer; ceramide transport.